Molecule: messenger RNA, 369 nt
Organism: Pestalotiopsis fici W106-1
Lineage: Eukaryota; Fungi; Ascomycota; Sordariomycetes; Amphisphaeriales; Sporocadaceae
Exons: 1
Coding region: 1-369 (122 amino acids)
Biological process (GO): protein deubiquitination; ubiquitin-dependent protein catabolic process
Cellular component (GO): cytoplasm
Molecular function (GO): cysteine-type deubiquitinase activity
Source: RefSeq, a predicted model, not a curated record
AUGGUGACCUAUAGCAAGCACUUCAUUCCGCUUGAGUCCAAUCCCGAUGUUUUCAACCACUUGAUUCAUGACUUGGGCGUCUCAAGUGUCCUACGCUUUCAUGAUGUCUUGUCGCUCAGUGAGCCCGAAAUCCUUGCAUUUAUCCCUCGACCAGUCUUAGCACUUGUCAUUGCAUUCUCUACCCCUCCCCAGUACGAAGAUCUCCUGGUUGAAGACAAUGCGUCGACGCCUGAAUACACGAAAACUGGAGAAGACGAAUAUGUCAUGUGGUUCAAGCAGACAAUCAACAAUGCGUGCGGACUUUACGGCAUUCUUCACGCAGUUGCAAAUGGAUGUGCACGAAACUUUGUGGGUAUGUUUCUCAAGUAA